This is a messenger RNA of Brienomyrus brachyistius, 4392 nucleotides long. RefSeq names its product janus kinase and microtubule interacting protein 2 (gene jakmip2). The record is from RefSeq and is a predicted model, not a curated record. The coding region runs from base 430 to 2898 and encodes 822 amino acids. The transcript is spliced from 22 exons. Lineage: Eukaryota; Metazoa; Chordata; Actinopteri; Osteoglossiformes; Mormyridae. Gene Ontology annotation, molecular function: microtubule binding; kinase binding.
UGGUAGCUCACUAGUCCUUUUUAAGACUUUUAACAGCCUUUUGUGUAAUAUGUGCUGCCCCCAAAGCGCUUUGAUGACGGGAGGCUAGAAGGGGUAGCAAUCCGAGCGCCGAAAGAGCGAGCCGGGAGCAGAUCGGGGGGUCUGCGGAUCUCGGCCAUUCAUAGAGAUGAGGGCGGGGUCUGGCCUCUCCGUGGCUUUGUGCGGCUGCUGAUGCUGCGCGGCGGUGGGCAGAGGAGAGGAGAAAAGCCGAGCUAUGGAAACACAUCCCGGAGGCCUUCGUACAUCGCGGAGAUUAAUCGCACGGUCUUCCGACUCUUAGGACAAUGAGGAAGAAGAGGGACUGGAAGCAUUGGAGGACCUUAGUUCACUUCUCCGAGACGAUGGACAUUUCUGAAUUAAAGCAUUUUAAGAGCUUCAGCAUUUGAUCCCAUGGCGAAAAAGGGACGUGCUAAGGGCGAGAAGCCCGAAGCCCUAAUAUCCGCCUUACAGGCGGCCAACGAAGACCUCAGGUCGAAGCUGACGGACAUCCAGAUAGAGCUGCACCAGGAGAAAUGCAAGGUGAACAAGCUCGAGCGGGAGAAGGUGCAGGAGGCGAAGCGCAUCCGCGAGCAGGAGCAGCACCGGCACACGGCAGCGCUGACGGAGCAGCGCGCCCGCUGGCACGAGGAGAAGCAGAAGGAGCUGCAGGCGCUGCGCGAGUCGCUGGCGCGGCAGCACGAGCAGGAGCUGGCGCGCGUCACCAAGAUCCGCGACGGCGAGACGCAGCGCCUGAAGGCGGCGCUGGGGGCGCUGCGCGACGGCAGCGGCGAGAAGGUGCGCACGGCGCUGGCGCUGGAGGCCCGCGAGGAGGCGCGACGCUUCUUCGACCAGGAGCGCGUCAAGCUGCUGCAGGAGAUCACCGAGCUGAAGGCGUCCAAGAAGCAGACGGACGAGGCGCUCAGCACCAUGAUCCAGGCCGACAAGAUCAAGGCCGGGGACCUGCGCUCAGAGCACCAGAUGCACCAGGAGCAAAUCUCCAAGAUCAAGUGGGACUGCGAGCGGGACAUCCGGAGGCUGGUGGACGAGAUCAAGGCCAAGGACAGGACCAUCUUCUCCUUGGAGAAGGAGCUGGAGUCGGCGACAGGCUUCCUGCAGAAGCUGCAGCUGCAGAAGGACGCUCUGGAUGAGCAGCUCUUCCUGGUGAAGGAGGCCGAGUGCAACCUGGGCAGCCCAAAGAGGGAGGUGCCGGGGCGUGCAGGAGCGGACGGCUCGGAGCACUGCGGCAGCCCGGACAUGCGCAGGAACCAGAGGCGCAUGGCGGAGCUCAACUCCAGCAUCCGCAAGCUGGAGGACCGCAACACGCUUCUGGUGGAGGAGCGGAACGAGCUGCUCAAGCGUGUGCGGGAGGCUGAGAAGCAGUGCAAGCCCAUGAUGGAGAAGAACAAGCUCCUCAACAAGAGAAACGAGGAGCUGACGCAGUCCCUCCAGCACCAGGAGGGGAAGCUCAAGGCGCUUCUGAAGGAGAACACCGAGAUGAAGGAAAAGAUGGGUUCCCAUCCACCGCUGAAGAAGCUCCGGUCUCUGAAUGAUCUGGACCAGGCCCAGGACGAGCAGGAGAUAGAAUUCCUGAAGCUGCAAGUUCUCGAGCAGCAGAACAUGAUUGACGACUUGACGAGAGAUCGGGAAAAACUAUUGCGUAAGAGGCGACACAAACGAAGCUCUCGACCCAUCAAGAGACAUAUCGUGGUGGACACCUUUUUCGGUUAUGACGAGGAGUCCAUGGACUCUGAAUCCUCCUCAGUGGCCUCUUUCCGGAUGGACCGCACUCCGGCAACUCCGGACGAAGACCUGGACGAGGGCCUAGCCAAUGAGGAGUCGGAACUGCGUUUCCGUCAGUUGACGCGGGAGUACCAGGCCUUGCAGCGAGCAUACGCUCUCCUGCAGGAGCAGAAGGGAGGUGUCCUGGAUGCGGAGAUGGAGGCUAAGGUUCACGAGCAGCUACAAGCAGAUGUCCUCAGGUACCAAGCCAAGAUUGAAGACCUUGAAAAGGAACUCACGCAAAGGGGACAGGACUCAAAAUGGGUGGAGGAAAAACAACUGUUCCUCAGGCAAAAUCAGGAGCUUCGCGAGAAGGGGGAGAAACUGAAGUCGGAUAUCAAUCGGAUUGAGCAGGAGCUCCAGGACUCCAAGGACCAGAACGAGCUCAUGGAAUUCCGAAUCCAUGAGCUGGAGGAGCGCGAACGAAGGUCCCCCCCAUUUAAUCUCCAGAUUCACCCCUUCACCGAGGGGGUUAGCGCCCUACAGAUAUACUGCAUGAAGGAGGGAGUCAAGGACGUCUGUAUUCCUGAUCUCAUCAAACUCCUUGACAUUCUGGGCGAUAACGGGAACCUGCGCAAUGAAGAGCAAGUAGCCAUUAUUCAAGCAAGCACUGUCCUUUCGCUAGCAGAAAAGUGGAUUCAGCAGAUCGAGGGCACGGAGGCCGCCUUGCACCAGAAGAUGAUGGACCUGGAGCUUGAGAUGGAGAUGUUCUGCAAGCAGAAGGGCUACCUGGAGGAGGAACUGGACUACAGGAAGCAGGCCCUCGAUCAGGCCUACAUGCAAAUCCAGGAGCUGGAGGCGACGCUGUACAACGCGCUGCAGCAGGGCCCCUCCAUCCGGCACGGCGAGUCGCUGAGCGACAAGCAGCGCGACGAGCUGCGCUCCGCCGUGGAGCGUCUGCGCAGGCAGAUGCUGAGGAAGAGCCGCGAGUAUGACUGCCAGGUGCUGCAGGAGAGGAUGGAGCUGCUGCACCAGGCCCAUCAGCGAAUUCGAGACCUGGAGGACAAAACGGAUAUUCAGAAGCGACAGAUCAAAGACCUGGAAGAAAAGUUUCUAUUUCUGUUCCUCUUCUUCUCUCUCGCCUUCAUCCUUUGGCCUUGAUGUCUCCUGACAUCCCCUGCAGAGACACCGUGGCGGUGCGUGUGGACGGCGUGAACAUCAGCAGCGACGACCGUCUCCGGCGGUGAACCAAACUCAUGGAACGGCCAGCUUCGUAACUCGUGACCUGAAAUGGACCCCCCCCCCUUUCUACUGAGUGGCCAAAAAAACAUAAAAAAAAAAUGGACCCAUGGCCUGAAAAUGGGGCGGCACUGGAUCGAAGAUGCAUCAGCGACUCUUUGGUACUGCGUUUUUUUUCCCUCCGGAACCUUCCGGCUAACCCAUGAGCGAAUGCCAUCUCUGAUAUUAAAGCAAACCAAAGCCACGGAGACCUUCUCUGCCGUGCAGGGGAAUGCAACACCACCUCCACACAUUGGAGGGCUUGAGAAUACAGGAAUAGAGCGCCCCUUAGUGGAGAUGCUGCACCCCCUUCCGCAGGUCCACCUUCAGAGCCGUUUGCGUCGGGCGAGCCCAUGUUCCUCUCCUCUUUCCUCCCGCACACACGCCACCUGCGAGACGGCCCGGGCACAGAGUCGCCCACAGUGACAGGACCUUGGGACCCGGCAAGCAAGGUGACGGACGGAUGGGUCACGUGACUGCAUGGACAGCGUGGCCACGCCCUCCUAAACAGAUCAGCUGACGAGUGAGGGAGAGAAAGGGAAGAGGAGCGCGAGACCGGAGACCGAGAUAAUACGCGUCUCGGUUUCCCGACAGACUCCAGUUAGAUCGAAUAACCUUUCAGCCAAAAGCUAGAGAGGAGACCUAGCUCCCCUUCGUGCAUUUUUUUUAGAAUGAAUUGGACCUAAAAGGAUCAAUUUAAUGCCACUCUUGUUUUUUACAAACACAUGCUGUAUAUAAAUCGCCAUACCGUAAGCCAUAAGAAACAACUGACAAACUGCUGUAAGAUAUACAUUUAUUAAUCUGUGUCUGGUUAUAAUGUAUAGCGUCUUUUCCUGCCUUGCUGUGAAUACCCCACCCCCUCCCUCAUGCAGCUUGAACGGUAGAUCCACACAGCAGUUUACGGGCAUCAGGAAACGUGAAUCGCUGCGUGUUGUGAUGAUGGCUGCCCGCUGUCCGGAAUGUAUACAAGACCCAAGUGGGAAGUUCUCUUUCUCCUCCUUUAGCAAUUAAAUAAUUCUUUACCAGCAACUCAUACAAUCACCCGCGUCUCCCCUAUCCGCUUGUAAAUACGCCUGGUCUUCUACUGCCGUCAUGUGAGUGAAGGAGAAUGAUAUGCCACUGUAUUUAUGGACUGUAUUUACUCUGUUUUAUAAACUUUUUUUGGUUGCCUGUCCCUGCGAUCACUUGUCACACUGUUAAAUAAGGUUUUUUUGGCCCUGAAAUAAGAGAAAGUUGUAAAUGGAUAUUUGAUCUAAAUCUAGCCUUUCACCGGGGCAGCCUAUUCGCUUUUGCAAUAUUAACGAGCGACUUAAGCCGUACUCUCAUUUGCAUCUCAUUUCCCCCCCAAGCUUAACCAAUAAAAAUCAUGCAGUCUCA